This is a messenger RNA of Apaloderma vittatum (bar-tailed trogon), 1224 nucleotides long. RefSeq names its product fucosyltransferase 11 (alpha (1,3) fucosyltransferase) (gene POFUT4). NCBI's taxonomy places the organism in Eukaryota, Metazoa, Chordata, Aves, Trogoniformes, Trogonidae. The transcript has 3 exons. The record is from RefSeq and is a predicted model, not a curated record. Bases 15 to 857 code for a protein of 280 amino acids. Gene Ontology annotation, cellular component: membrane. Gene Ontology annotation, molecular function: alpha-(1->3)-fucosyltransferase activity.
GGCCGGUGCUCUACAUGCAGUCCCACUGCGACGUCCCCUCCGACCGGGACCGCUACGUGCGGGAGCUCAUGAAGUACAUCCAGGUUGACUCCUAUGGGAAGUGCCUGCAUAACCGUGAGCUUCCCAGUGAGCGACUGAGAGACACUUCUACAGCCACUACAGAAGAUUCUGAAUUUAUGACUUUUAUCGCCAGGUACAAGUUUCAUCUGGCCUUGGAGAAUGCCAUAUGUGACGACUACAUGACGGAGAAGCUGUGGCGUCCGAUGCACUUGGGUGCUGUCCCAGUAUACCGAGGAUCCCCAGCUGUGCGGGACUGGAUGCCGAACAACCACUCCAUCAUUCUUAUAGAUGACUUUGCCAGCCCCCAAGAGCUGGCAAAGUACCUUGAUUUCCUGGACAAGAAUGGAGAAGAAUAUAUGAAGUAUCUGGAGUAUAAAAACGUUGGUGGAAUCAAAAAUCAGUUCUUGUUAGAGAGCCUGGAGAGGCGGGAGUGGGGUGUGAAUGACAUGACGCUGCCCAAUUAUCUGAAUGGCUUCGAGUGUUUCAUCUGUGACAGGGAGAACACUCGGGUCAAAGAGGAGCAGGAACACAAAAAGUCUCGUGGGAAAAUUCCAGCCCCCAGACCUCGCAUAGCUCAGUUCAAGCACAUGGGAUGUCCUAUGCCCACUCCUGGGUUUGGAAGUGUUGAUGACGUCUCUGGAGGAGACAGUUGGAAAGAGAUGUGGCUGCAGGAUUAUUGGCAAAGCCUUGAUCAGGGUGAGGCCCUCACUGCUAUGAUUCAUCGCAAUGAGUCACAUCAGGGAAGAUUUUGGGACUACAUGCAUGAGAUUUUUCUCAAGAGGACAAGGCAGCACUGACCCAUCUUUGUAAGAGCUUGAUUUAAAAAUUGCUUUGAAAGUUGAGACUGCAAGUUCUUAACCUCGCUCCAAAUGUUUGCCUUGAAAUAGAAGAAAAACCCUCACAGAGACUUUUUAUGAUGCAUGAAGUAAGUUUCUGUUAUGGUUGGAUUUCAGCAGUGGAGAUCUUAGCAACUACUUCAAUCUGUAUUUCAGGUCUGUAGUGUGAAACCACUCCUGACUCGGAGGUAUCAACAUGUGGGACAAAAGAGGAAUUUCCUCUCCUUAUGCAUUUGGUAUAGUUUCCUUGUGGCCUAUAUGACUUCAGAGGAACAUCUCUUCAGACUCUUGCUCAAAUGCCCUAAGUUAUUUCAGGGAUUUUUUUUUA